AUGCCUUCCGUUAUUCAGACAGCCGGAGACGUGGUCGGUAGCGUCAGCCAUCACGUCCAGCAUGCCGCCAAGAGUGUGGAAGCCCAGCUCGAGGCCACGACGAACCAGCUCCUCCCACCCCGGCGGCGUGAGCACAUGGCUGAGCAGGCCCGCCUCUAUGCUCGCCAGAACCCCAAAGCCGCCGCUUUCCUCACCACCCAAGCCGCGUUGGCGGGCCUCCCCAUUGUCCUCUUUCUAGCCUUUGCUGCGGCCACUCUCCUUGUCUGCCUCACGACCUGCCUCCUCCUGGGCCUCAUCGCCUCGCUCACCAUCACCUUCUUCGUUGUCGGCUUCGCAUUGCUCUUUGUUGUCCCAACCGUCGUCAUCGCCAGCUGCUCGGCAACCUUCAUCUUCGUCUGGGGUCUUGUGGGCUACAUCAUCCUGCGCAGGCUCAAUGAGGGCCAGGCGCCAGCCAAGCCUGGUACUCGCGUUGGCGACAAGCUGCAGGCCUUGACUGGAGGCAGAUCGGUAUAUUGGCAACAACAUCAGACGUCUUCAAAGGAGAGUCGAAAUGGACACCAGCCAACCGGAAAAGACAAUGCUACUGGCCCUGAACGCAACUAUACAAACGACCCGACAGGCUCGGGAGACGGAGGACCUGUGAAUGGAAUGCAUGGCUCCAUUGCAUGGGAGAGAAAGCUGGUGGAUGGCGUACAGCCCGACUCUGUGGUGUUGGACACAGACAACGUCUAUGAAGUGCUGAAAGAGGAGACUCCAGUCUCGUAA
Exserohilum turcica Et28A is the source of this 765-nucleotide messenger RNA. RefSeq lists its product as uncharacterized. The record is from RefSeq and is a predicted model, not a curated record. Bases 1 to 765 code for a protein of 254 amino acids. The transcript has 3 exons. NCBI's taxonomy places the organism in Eukaryota, Fungi, Ascomycota, Dothideomycetes, Pleosporales, Pleosporaceae.